Punctularia strigosozonata HHB-11173 SS5 is the source of this 1269-nucleotide messenger RNA. RefSeq lists its product as uncharacterized. Lineage: Eukaryota; Fungi; Basidiomycota; Agaricomycetes; Corticiales; Punctulariaceae. Bases 1 to 1269 code for a protein of 422 amino acids. The transcript has 4 exons. The record is from RefSeq and is a predicted model, not a curated record.
AUGACAAUUACCGUGAAGUCGGAAGGGAUUGAGCCGGACACAUCAAUCACCGUCAAGUCGAAGACUUACAUGGAGGAGCUUUCUGAAGCCGUUAUUUGUGCGCAAGAGAGCGAGCAUGCCGGCUACGCCUUCGUCGGACGUAUCCUCUACACCUGGGCUUCGUCGAGCCGCGUCCUUGGCGAGCACAAGGGAACCCUGCAAAUCUUCCCUCAAUAUAGACUGGUAGAGCCCAAAUGGACGAAAGUCAAACCCGUGCUAGAGGCGGAGGCGGGUUCAUCAAAGGCGGGGGAAAAGGAGGGGGCGACGGGCGAGGGAGUUGCGGACAAGGAGACGGCGAAGAAGGAGGGGACUACGCAUGACGGGGGAUCAAAUGGGAGGCAGGAAAGCCCGGAGGCAAAGAAGACGAAGAAAAGGAAGGGGAAGAAGAAGAGGAUGAAGAAGGGCAAUGUAUCGCGGCGCUCACCUCCGCGGGUGUGUAUCCCGGACUUUGCAGCCUUUGUCUUGUCUCGAGACUCGCCUGAUGCUGAGACUUCCACCAAGGCGCCUGUGUUCCUCUGGGAAUGCAAGGCGACGUCCACUCGGCACAACUGGUCGGAUCCACAGGCGCGCGGAUCCGCCGGCUUGGUGAUACAAGGCCUGAUGCCACAGCUCAGGGAGCAGGCUGACAUGGUCAUGAGGAUCUACGAAAUCGACAGCUGCUACAUCUUUCUGCGUUCGGGGCUGCACUUCAGCUUGCUCAACUUCAUGCGGGUCGCGUCUGCGCCUGCAAAACGUAUCAGGCCUGCAUUGCAUCGGGCAAGUUCUGAUCCAUCCUUGCACCUCGAGUUCUCGAACUCGUUCUUCAAGCUGCCGGAUGACAAGAAAGCCGAGGGUGAUCCGUCGCCUGAUAUUCAGAAACUCGCCCAAGAAAUUCUGACCGAAGAGCUAGAGGAGCUGCAAACCGCCGUAGACGAGUUGAUCGCUGCUAUCAAUCACCGCUCAUUGAGUCGCUCGGACCGGGGGGAUCCUGACUACGAGGCAUCCACCGACGAAGAUUCGCAGAUCCCGCCGCGUAUUCAUGAGACACGCGGAAGGAAACGCAGGCUUGACAAUGGAGGGCAGCAGCAUAACGGUGUCAUCGGCACCUGGGAAGGCAGCGAGAAUGGUGAUGAUAGCGAUUCGGACGAGGAUGGUUCUGAUAGCGAUGAGGAGGAUGAAAGCGAUGAGGAGGAUGAAAGCAAUGAGGAGGAUGAUAGUGGCAAGGAGCAGGAUGGCGAUGAGGAGGAUUAG